AUGGCAACCUCCACAGUGAUUCUGCUCGUCUGCCUACUGGGCACACUUAACACAGUCCAGUGUCAGCACGAAGAGGCAAAUCCAGAGGAUGUUGAGAACAAUGGCGAAAUUGACAGCAUCCCUGUGGAGGAAAACUACACAGUGUCCGCUCUAAUUGAAAGGGCCAACAAGAAUGCAGGGCAGGAACUUGAUGAUCCGGAGAUCGUGGAGGGUGAUAUUGCCGUGUACACUGGGCUCCAGAACGCUGACCCUUGCACCUCCCGUGGCUGCAAAUGGCAACGCUCCAGUAAUGGCAAUGUCUAUGUUCCAUACGUCAUCGCCAAUCAGUUCUCCCAAAGGGAGAGGGCCAUCAUUGAGAAGGGCCUGCAGUCUUUUGCCCAGUCCACCUGCAUCCGCUUCACAAGACGCACAUCGCAGAAAGACUAUGUUAACAUCCAGUCACGCUCAGGGUGCUGGUCCUACGUCGGGCGUAGAGGUGGAGAGCAGGUGGUGUCCCUGGCUAGGAGUGGGUGUGUUUACCACCAGGUAGUCCAGCACGAGCUGCUGCACGCCCUGGGCUUCGACCACGAGCAGUGUCGCAGCGACCGUGACUCACACGUCCGUAUUCUCUAUCAAAACAUCAUCAGGGGACUAGAGUACGCCUUCAAUAAGAUUAAUACCAACAACCUGGGUACUCCCUAUGACUACGGCUCAGUCAUGCAAUACGGUCGGUAUGCCUUUUCCCGCAACAGGCAGCCCACCAUCGUCCCCAUUCCCGACCCCAAUGCAGUCAUCGGGAAGGCCUCCGAGAUGAGCCGCUUUGACAUCAUGCGAGUCAACCGUCUCUAUGGAUGCAGCAGGUAGCAUCAUUGCUCACCCCACGGCCUUACUGCGAAUGAAUGGCGCCAUAGCUGGCAACAUGAACACAUCGCUCUAGGCCUUCACCAUAAGAAGUGGCUUUUCCAGCUCAAUUGCAUAAAUGAAUGCAGGAUGUUUGAAUAAACAGUUUAAUUGUGUGAGUUUGUUACUAGAAUGUUUUGUAGUCUAAUACUACAACUACAUUAACCAAAACCUUUAUAGCAUAAAAUUAUUCAAUUGUAAAGCCUUUAAGCUGAAGCCAAUAAAGUUGCUUUAAGGGAAA
Molecule: messenger RNA, 1120 nt
Organism: Clupea harengus (Atlantic herring)
Lineage: Eukaryota; Metazoa; Chordata; Actinopteri; Clupeiformes; Clupeidae
Product: low choriolytic enzyme-like
Exons: 9
Coding region: 1-843 (280 amino acids)
Source: RefSeq, a predicted model, not a curated record